AUGACUAUGUAUCUUACUCUUUUACUAGUCAUCUUGAUUCUUGUAUUACAGCAAACAAUAUAUGUGGAAUCCUCGGUUACACCGAUUCAACUUGCUAAUAAUGAAAAUCGUCGAUUAAAUACUAUUCAACGUCUACGAGCUCCACUUAUGGGUCGAUCAUUAUUAUCAGUGACACCAACAAAUGUUGAUGAUGGUAGUUUUAUAAAUGAUGUAUCAAGCAAUAGCAAUACUAGUGAUGAUGAAUUAGUUGUUCUCACUAAACGACGACAUGGCAGUGUACCAUUAUUUGGUCGACGAUGGAUAUUUGGAAAACGACGAGGACCACUUUAUGGUUAA
Messenger RNA from Rotaria sp. Silwood1, 336 nucleotides. The record is from the annotation of a GenBank genome assembly. NCBI's taxonomy places the organism in Eukaryota, Metazoa, Rotifera, Eurotatoria, Philodinida, Philodinidae.